UUGGAUGUCGGAUCAGGAUCAGGAGGAAUGGCUUUCUGUCUUGCUGAGAACGUCGGUGCUACUGUUACUGGUGUUGAAUAUUCUGGCUCGUUGGUGACACUAGCAAGGCACAGAAGUGAGAUGAAAAGUCUAACUGACAAGGUUACGUUUAUGGAGAAAGACAUGAGGAAGCUAGACUUCGAGCCUCAGAGUUUUGACGCAAUUUUGUUUUGGGGAUCUCUUGUGCACGUGAAUGCUGAAGACUAUCUUCCAAUGUUUAGAAAAGCUUAUGAUUGGUUGAAACCUGGUGGCAGACUUGUCAUGCAGGGUUUAAUCAAGUCUGAAUCCGAUGGUACAGUGACUCAGGAGUUUAAAGACUACAUCACCAGAAUGUGCUACAAACCCAUCACAUACUCAGAGUGCCUCCAAUUUUUAUCCUCGUCUGGUCUUCAACUGCUAGAAUUCAAACACCGACGUGACUUCUAUGUACAGGACAGUGCUGAUACACUAGACAAAGUAAAGAAGAAUUGGCACAAAAUUAUAACGAAUGUAUCCAAAGAGACAUUGGAGAAAACCGUCUCGAUUUGGGAAGAGAAGCGUCGGUGGGCGGAAGAUGGUGCGUUGUACAUUUGCCUUUUGCUGGCUCAACGACCACUGCAGGAAGAGUAGACACGAGUUGUUAUUGUAUGUAUUGGAGCGUAUUCUAGGUGUGUUGUGCUGAGUCAAUUUCCA
This is a messenger RNA of Corticium candelabrum, 711 nucleotides long. RefSeq lists its product as uncharacterized. The record is from RefSeq and is a predicted model, not a curated record. The transcript is spliced from 6 exons. NCBI's taxonomy places the organism in Eukaryota, Metazoa, Porifera, Homoscleromorpha, Homosclerophorida, Plakinidae. Bases 28 to 648 code for a protein of 206 amino acids.